AUGACUUCAGCAUCUACAGAACAACCAAUCUCCAUUGCUAUCAUAGGCUCCGGUCUAAUCGGUCCUCGGCAUGCACAAUCGAUUCUUCAAAAUCCACAGGCCACUUUGCAUUCCCUCACAGAUCCUGCUCCACAUGCCGUCAAAAUUGCGACUUCCCUAUCGACCACCUACUACUCCUCGCUACCCUCCCUUCUCUCAUUCUCCUCGCUACCAACGGCAGUCCUAAUCUGUACCCCAAACCAUACCCAUGUUCCUAUUGCCAUCUCUUGUAUCGAAGCUGGCAUAAAAUAUGUUCUGGUGGAAAAACCCGUCUCGACAUCCAUACAAGAGGGCGCUAAAUUAUUGUCCAUUGCAAAAGAAUAUAAUGCUACCAUAUUAGUCGGUCAUCAUCGACGCUUCAACCCCUAUCUUGUAUCUGCAAAAACUGAGCUUGAUUCUGGAGUACUCGGUCAAAUAAUUGGUGUUCAAGGUAUAUGGGCGUUGAAAAAGUCCUCAUCAUAUUUUGACGGUAUUGGAGAAUGGAGAAGAAAUGGUGAGAGCGGUGGCGUGGUGCUCAUUAAUUUGAUACAUGAACUCGAUUUGUUACAAUACUUACUAGGCAAGAUUACUAUGGUGUCUGCUAUUGAGAGUAAGAAAACUAGAGGCUUUGAUGCUGAAGAAGGAGGGGCGAUGAUAUUGCGAUUUGAGAGUGGAGUAGUAGGAACCAUUUUGCUAAGCGAUGCUGUUCCCUCUCCAUGGAAUUUCGAAGCUGGUACCGGAGAAAAUCCUACUGUCCCUCAGGUAGGUAAGGAGAAUGGUGCGGGUGGGUUCUAUCGAAUAUUGGGGACGAAAGGAGGUAUAAGUGUGCCUGAUUUAACAAGGUGGAGUUAUGAAGUUGGGGAAGGAGAGAAGGCGUGGAAUGAUGAGUUGAAAAAAGAUGAAAUACAGGUUGAUACUGAAAUUGUGCCUUUUGAUGAACAGAUCAAACACCUAGUCCAGGUAGUAAAGGAAGGUAAGAAACCAAUAUGCAGUGGGGAAGAGGGUUUGAGUGCGAUGGUGGUAUGCGAGGCAGUGAGAGUGGCAAUGAAGAGCGGGGAGAUGGUUGAGAUUGAGGGUCUGGAUAUUGUAAAGAGAAUUAGCAGGCAUAAUUAA
Messenger RNA from Botrytis deweyae, 1131 nucleotides. RefSeq lists its product as uncharacterized. The transcript has a single exon. The record is from RefSeq and is a predicted model, not a curated record. NCBI's taxonomy places the organism in Eukaryota, Fungi, Ascomycota, Leotiomycetes, Helotiales, Sclerotiniaceae. Gene Ontology annotation, molecular function: nucleotide binding. The coding region runs from base 1 to 1131 and encodes 376 amino acids.